AUGGCUGCUUCUACAUCCAUCCUCCGCCUUAAGCUGCCGUCAUUCCUCUCCAACGCGUUCCUCAGCCACCGCCGCUUCAUCUCAGCCGCCGCGCGCCGCCACCAAUGCCCUAUCAGUGCCAGGAGGCAGCACCAGCAGGAGCACCAACCUCAGAAGAACCUAACAAGAGCCCGCGAAACCUUCAAGAAGCAAUUCUCGUCUCUCUCUCCGCUCCUCUCUCAGGACGACAAUCCUCCGCUGACCGAAAAUCAGGCAAUCGGCACCGUCGCCUCCGCGCAAGCUAAUUUCAUGCGCGUGGUUGUCAAUUCCGAUUCGCAAGAAGGAGGUUCUAGAAGCUCUGGAGUGGAGCUGCUGUGCGUGGUGAGGGCUGUGCUGAAGAAGAUUAAGAGGCGAGUGCUUGUUGGGGACAGGGUUCUGGUAGGUUCGGUUGAUUGGGUGGACAGGCGAGGAAUGAUUGAGAACGUGUUCGAGCGGAAAAGUGAGAUUCUCGAUCCUCCUGUGGCCAACGUUGAUCACCUUGUGGUGCUGUUUUCUUUUGAGCAGCCAAAAAUUGAGCCCUUCACUCUUACUAGAUUCCUUGUUGAGGCUGAAUCUACUGGAAUUCCCCUCACGCUUGCAUUGAAUAAGGCGGAGCUUGUCCAACAGACGACACUGGCGGAGUGGAAAUCUCGGCUUCACGGUUGGGGCUAUGAAGCAGUUAUUUGCAGUGUCGAUACUAAACAUGGACUGGAUACACUGAAGUUCAUUUUGAGAGACCAGACGACUGUAAUUGUUGGUCCCAGUGGUGUUGGUAAAUCGAGUUUGAUCAAUGCUUUAAGAGGCAACGGAAGUGUUCCUCAAGAUGACAAUUCGUUUGAACCUAUUUUAGGAAGCAAGUGGUUUGAAGAGCAGCGUGUUGGGGAAGUGUCCACAAGGAGCGGCAAAGGAAAACACACUACUCGAAAUGUCUCAUUGCUUCCAUUGUCUGGAGGUGGAUACCUCGCUGAUACCCCGGGAUUUAACCAACCUAGUUUGCUGAAAGUAACAAAACAAUCCCUUGCACGAUGUUUCCCGGAGAUCCAGAAAAUGCUGAAAGACAGUGCACCUGAAAAAUGUUCUUUCAGCAAUUGUUUGCAUCUUGGUGAACCAGGAUGCAUUGUGAAAGGGGACUGGGAAAGAUACGCAUUCUACCUCCAAUUUCUGGAUGAGAUUAAAGUUAGAGAGGAGUUUCAGAUGAGGACAGUCGGAACCAAAAGAGAGAGUGGUGUGAGGAUCAAGGUUGGCGAAAUGGGUGUUAAGCGAGUUGAGCCAAGAUUGGAAACCAAGAAACACAGGAGACAAUCUCGCAAGAGAAUUAACCAGUCUAUACUAGAUGAGUUAGAUGAACUCUAUGAUGAUGAUGACGAAGAAGAAAUAGCUGAUAGUGAAAUUCCUAUUGUCAGGGCAGUGAGUGAAGAAAAUCAGUAG
This is a messenger RNA of Striga hermonthica, 1446 nucleotides long. The record is from the annotation of a GenBank genome assembly. Lineage: Eukaryota; Viridiplantae; Streptophyta; Magnoliopsida; Lamiales; Orobanchaceae.